This is a messenger RNA of Trichechus manatus latirostris (Florida manatee), 3192 nucleotides long. RefSeq names its product transmembrane p24 trafficking protein 7 (gene TMED7). The record is from RefSeq and is a predicted model, not a curated record. Gene Ontology annotation, biological process: intracellular protein transport; Golgi organization; endoplasmic reticulum to Golgi vesicle-mediated transport. The coding region runs from base 291 to 965 and encodes 224 amino acids. The transcript is spliced from 3 exons. Gene Ontology annotation, cellular component: COPII-coated ER to Golgi transport vesicle; endoplasmic reticulum; endoplasmic reticulum-Golgi intermediate compartment. Lineage: Eukaryota; Metazoa; Chordata; Mammalia; Sirenia; Trichechidae.
CUCAUCCCCUCUUCCGGCCAUCGCAGCCCUUUUCCGCUUGUUUUCUGCCGGCUUUAUCUGCGCGCUCCUAAGUCGUUCCUGGCCUCCGGUCCCUCUACGCUCUUCACCCGGUCCCAGCGGCUCGCUGCUCAUCCCGAAUCUCCCCGAGACUCGGAGGGCUCUGCCGUUUCUGCCGUGCGUUUUCUCCGGGAGGCCCGGGCUGAGGCCUGCCACGCGCAGUGACUGCCUCGCUUACCAGACCCCGCGUCUCCCCUCAACUUCGUUGAGGCCGCGGCCGCUGCCGCCUCGAGAUGCUGCUGUCAGGGUCCGCGCAGCGCUGGGCAGCCUCUGCGGGCCGUUGGGGCUGCAGGCUUCUAGCUUUGCUGCUGCUGGUGCCGGGGCCCAGCGGCGCCUCUGAGAUCACCUUCGAGCUGCCCGACAAUGCCAAGCAGUGCUUCUACGAGGACAUCACACUGGGCACUAAGUGCACCCUCGAGUUCCAGGUGAUUACUGGAGGUCACUACGAUGUAGAUUGUCGAUUAGAAGAUCCUGAUGGUAAUGUGUUAUACAAGGAGAUGAAGAAACAAUAUGAUAGUUUUACCUUCACAGCUUCCAAAAAUGGGACAUACAAAUUUUGCUUCAGCAAUGAAUUUUCAACUUUCACGCAUAAAACUGUAUAUUUUGAUUUUCAAGUUGGAGAAGACCCACCUUUGUUUCCUAGUGAGAACCGAGUCAGCGCUCUUACCCAGAUGGAAUCUGCCUGUGUUUCAAUUCAUGAAGCUCUGAAGUCUGUCAUCGACUAUCAGACUCAUUUCCGAUUGAGAGAAGCUCAAGGACGAAGCCGAGCAGAGGAUCUAAAUACAAGAGUGGCCUAUUGGUCAGUAGGAGAAGCCCUCAUUCUUCUGGUGGUUAGCAUAGGGCAGGUAUUUCUUCUGAAAAGCUUUUUCUCAGAUAAAAGAACCACCACAACUCGUGUUGGAUCAUAACUACACUUUGAGAAUUGACGCACCAUUGCCACUGUAAUAUUGCUGUCCUCUAAUUGAUUUUAGGUACCGAAGAACUUAAUAUUGGCAACAUUUUUGAAAAUUUUACUCAUACUUGUUGCGGGGCAUGUACGAUGCAUAUCCCCAAACUGGAAAGGACACCGUUUUUUUUUUUUUUUUUUCAUUUGUAAAGGUGGAAAAACUUUGGAACUUAUUUUGGGCUAUUAAUGUUAAAUAUUCAGCACCAAUGAUCUACUCUUUCCUUGGUUAUUUGUAUCUACUCUUCGCACACUGAACUUUGGUAUUUUGAUUCCUUUUAACCGUUUGAAAGAUACUUUUUCUUAUAGGUAGUUGAUAUUUUAAAAACCUUAGAUUUAAAGUCUAUAUAUGUUGUGGAGGAAGAAAAUUGCCCUUUAAUUGUUUAUAGUGACUAAAAUUUUGUGUUUUAAGAAAACCAGAUGUGACUAACUAUAGCUCAAACCCUAUUCUGCACUGUUUAAUUUUUUGGGAAAGAAGAAAAAAAAAUUACCAUGGAAAUGUUAGUUAAUAUUAUAAUUUUAAAUUGAUACAUCAUGGUAUAAUUUAUUUUUCAUUAGCUUAGAAAGUGUCAGAAUUUUGUUUUGGGGGUUUAUUCUAUGAUUUAUAACCAGAUGUUAUUCUUUCAUAAAGGCAUUCUUACCACACAGAGUAACAGUAUGUUUCAAUAAAAUAUAGUUUAUACAGGCUUUAAAAAUCAGACUGUUAGAACAGGUAGAAUAUUACAGAAUAAUUUAAGACACUACAAUGGGGGCAAAUGAAAUGGGUAAAUUUAUAGUGAAUUAUCUGCACACUGUAUUUCAAUACUUUUACAAAGGAAUAAGGUGGUCUGUUUCAUUUAACAUUUUAAUUGGCUGGUUCUUACCCAUAUGUGGCUUUAAUGUCUUUGAGUCAUUUUCAGCUUAAAUUGACAGUUGUAAUAUUAGUAUCACAUAAGUGCCAUACAUUUUAUCCUGAUGGUGGGAUGCACUGAGAAGUUAGGUUUUUGUUUGUUUUUUGCCUUGCACAUGAGAUUUCUGUAAUCUGGUUAGUAGCCCUAAAAUGAUUUAAAAAUUUAGAAUGCUUAUAUGUGUGUAUUUCUUAUUUGAUAAUCUUCAUUGAUUGUAUUGCAUUUGAUGAGUAUUAAAUAAUGCAUAUUCUGUACAUUAUAAGGUUUAGACUGUGUUUGUAUCUUACUUGUAUAGAUUGAGCCAAUUGAAGUAAGAUUUAGUUCCAAGUAUUCUGGAAUAGAAUACAAGAUGAUGCAAAAUUGUAUAGAUUUUUAAAGCUUUUUGCUGUUUAAAAAGGUUGUGACUGCUUUUCUGCCGUGCCCUGUCCCCCACCCCAAGGUGAUGAGUGCUGAACAAGACUGUCAUAUUGUAGUGACCGAUAUGUGGUACGAUAUAAUGCUGGUUGGCAAGCAAUUGUGAUCACUUACCACGACUGACCAGAAGUUAACUCCUAAUUCUAAUCUGUCUUGAAAUACAUAUAUACAUUUCUGCAUAUAAGAGCAAAAUUCAUUGAGGUUGUCAGAGUAAAAUUAAGUGAGGGUGUCAUCCUUGCUAAUUUCUAAUGCCACAGUGUAGCAAAGGAUGAACAUGUUUUGAAUCCUUUAAUUCUAAGAUUUUUGAAGACCAAAUAGCUCCUCCUUAAACAGUAUCUAUCAGUGGAUUCAGAACUGAAGUUUAAGAUUUUCCAGAUUUAUCUUUUCAAGUUCUUGGAGUUGUCAUGCAGCUUUAUAAGUAUCCCUCUAUAUUUAAUUUGAAAAUUUUAAACAUUAAUGUUAAUGUAAUUGAUAAGCAUGGGCAUAUGUAGAAUGUCCUUUUCUGGUUACCUGUCUAUCCAGAUACUGAUACUACACCGUAAUUAAACAGUCUGGUCUCAGCGUGUCCAGUCUGGCAUAGGUAGAUAGAUAGUACAGCAGUUUAAUUUGUGCCUCUCAAAACUUCAUGAUAUUAGAUUAUUACCCUAAAUGAUUUUUGAUGAAACUAUUGAAAUAUAUUAGAAUUUUUGAAAUCACCACUGUUACCUAUGGUAAAUAGUGUGGGCUUGGUCCAGUCUGUAUGUAACUGGUUAAAUCUUGAUGGCUGUCUGUACUCACCUGGUAUGUGUGUGUGUGUGUGUGUGUGUAUAUAUAUAUAUAUAUAUAUAUUAGGAUAUAUGUAUCUAUUUGGACAUAAAUGUUAAGUAAGAACAGGUUUUUUUUUUCUUUUUU